Molecule: messenger RNA, 1124 nt
Organism: Phacochoerus africanus (Common warthog)
Lineage: Eukaryota; Metazoa; Chordata; Mammalia; Artiodactyla; Suidae
Gene: ANAPC16
Product: anaphase promoting complex subunit 16
Exons: 3
Coding region: 1-333 (110 amino acids)
Biological process (GO): protein ubiquitination
Cellular component (GO): kinetochore; cytosol; anaphase-promoting complex
Source: RefSeq, a predicted model, not a curated record
AUGGCUGCCUCAUCAUCAUCCUCCUCAGCUGGUGGGGUCAGCGGAAGUUCUGUCACUGGAUCUGGUUUCAGUGUCUCAGACCUUGCCCCACCACGGAAAGCCCUUUUCACCUACCCCAAAGGAGCUGGAGAGAUGUUAGAAGAUGGCUCUGAGAGAUUCCUCUGUGAAUCCGUUUUCAGCUAUCAGGUGGCAUCGACGCUUAAACAGGUGAAACAUGAUCAGCAAGUUGCUCGGAUGGAAAAACUAGCUAGUUUGGUAGAAGAGCUGGAGGCAGAUGAGUGGCGGUUUAAACCCAUCGAGCAGCUUCUGGGCUUCACACCCUCUUCAGGUUGACCUUGCCUGGAUGGUCACCUCUGGUGCACAAGUACAGGUCCAGCGAGAAACUUUUGUUACAGAUUAUAUAGCCAUCCAGAGACUCACAGCUCCAUCCCCGAAUUGUUAUUUCACAUGCGUACUUGGUUUCUCUGUAUCUAUCCACAAGCAACAAAAACUUAAAUGUGUGAUCUUGCAGGGAGAAUUUUUGUUUGUUUUAAAAAGUAUUGAGAAUCAUAUUUAGACAAUCAGUGUCAGAGAACCAAGAGGUUUGGGUUUAAGAGAGAUUUAUAAAACUUCACAAGCCAGGACACAUCCCGGAAUUGGCCAACUGAAUGGCAUCCCUCCUGUCAUUUUGUGCAGUUCCUAGAAUCCUCCACCCCUCAAGUCCAAGGUCAAGAACUGGAGUUAGAAAAUACAGCAUUUCUAAAAAAAAAAAAAGAAAGAAAAGAAAAUACAGCAUUUCUUUUUUUUUUUUUUUAUUUUCCCACUGUACAGCAAGGAGCAUUUCUGACCUAAAACAGUUCUUUCUGCAAAUGAAUGUGGUUUCAACUCAGGACCUGUCCAAAUUAGGAAUUUUUAAAUGUAGGGGUUUUUUUCCUAUUUUUAAACAUCUAAUUCUAUAGAUUCUAACUUUUUCUAACCUCUUCUAGGCAUGCCAGAUGCUGGCAAAAAGAACUGCUUUUUGAAUGUUGAAGCACUUGUAAAAAUAAAGCAGUGAGCAAAAUCCUUUUAAACAUAGAAAUCCUGAGUUCAUCUUGUUGGUGGGCUCAGGCAAUUCCGUAGCAAAUAAAUCCUUUGAAAGAGCUCCA